AUGCCGGAGAAGCCCUUAACGGUCGCUGCCUAUGCGGCCGGGGCGUCUCUGGCCGCCGCAACCCUCAUCUAUGUCUUUGCGCCAACCUACUUCCUCGACGGCGAUGCCGCCGGUUCCAGCUCCAGCAACUUCCUGACCGGUGGCGGCCGGAAGAAGGGCGUCAUUGUCGGCCUGGCCAACCCGGCCAAUGACUGCUUCAUCAAUUCCAUACUACAGGCCAUCGCCGGCCUCGGCGACCUGCGCGUCUACUUGAUCCGGGAGAUGCACCGCCGCAUCAUUGACGACGGCUGGAUAUACACGCAGGCUGUUCCGAAGGACUUCAAGGAGUAUGCCAACGGGGACAACGAACACAUCAAGUCGGAGCCAGAUUGGAAGAUCGAGGGCCAACAAAGGGGCCUCGUCACGCAGGGCCUGAAAGAGAUGCUUGACCAGUUGAAUGAGAGGCCCAUCUAUAGGAAGACCAUUACCGCGGCACCACUCGUCAAGUGCCUGGAGAAUGCGUUCCGUCAGCGCAUUAGCAGGCAGCAACAGGAUGCGCAGGAGUUCCUACAGGUCCUUUCCGAGAGGUUAUGCGACGAAUACCACGCCGGUCACAGGGCAAGGCGCUACGCCAGGUGGAAGGUCGGGCUGGAGAGCUCAAGUGGUCCACCCAGCGACAUAAACGGCGAUGUUUUCAAACAGAGGCUCUUCGAGCUAGCAGACCAGGAGACGAUCGAGUACGGCCGCGGGCCAGGUACACUUCCGUCCACGCAAAGCAAAGUCGCCUUCAACCCACCGGACGAUGACGAUGAGGAGGGCUUCCCAAUGGAAGGGAAAACCGAGUCCCAGAUCGAGUGCUUGAGCUGCGGCUUCAAGCCGAGGCCGACCGAGUCCAGGUUCUGCACGCUUACGCUGAGCGUCCCGCUCGACGCAGCUUCGACAACGUUGAACACCUGCUUUGACGGCAUGUUCAAGACCGAGUACAUAGAAGACUACAAGUGCGAAAAGUGCAGGCUAGUACACGCCCAGGAGGUAUUCAGGGCCGAGAUGCAGAAAUCAAGGUCCGCAGAUUUCAGGAGACAGGCCCAGGAAGCGCUGGACAAACUACAACACGCAAUAAACACGAAUCCAGAACAUGCGCCCGAGGACAUCGUCUUGCCGGACAGUAAGCAUGCGCCGAGACGCAAGAUCGCCAGGCAUACUCGGGUAACGGUUUUCCCCAAGAUCCUGGCCAUCCACCUCAACCGUUCCAUCUACGCCAGGCAGACAUCAUUAAAGAACUCAGUGAAGGUCGCUUUCCCGGAACGGUUACCGCUCGGUGGUCUUCUGCUUCGCAGAAAGUACAAGCUGCUGGGUCUUGUUACUCACAAAGGCAGCCAUCACAGUGGUCACUACGAAUCUUUCAGGAGGCAAAACGUUCCCGCUCCGUACUCUACCCCAAACACUUUCCAAGCUUCGGGUAUCUACAGCAAGACUGCUAGUCCCAUGUCGACGCCUCAGAUGCAUCCCACGAAGCGGUUUUCGGAGGACGGAACACCAAUGACUAGCACCCCUGACCUCCCGUCCCCAGCCUCAGGCUCCCCGUCACUAGACUACGCCAACACGACCCGCCGGAGCUCCCCGAGUCUGAACGGCAACGGCAAGGCAUCUUUUAAACUGGGGCCCACGUCCGCGCCAAGGGAGAAAGACCCCGAGACGAGCAGCCUGAGGUCGAUAGCCGCGUCGGCCAAGUCAACGAUGUCAAAGAUCUCGCCGUCAAGGAACGGAAGCGGCAGCGGCGCCAGCAGGGCGGGGACGCCGACGUCAAAUGGGGCCGCCACAGCAUCCACGCACACGGCCAAGCCAGCCAAGAAGAAGCAGCAAGACCGCUGGUGGCGCAUCAGCGAUGAGAAGAUCAAGGAGGCCAGCACGCGCGAGGUUCUCGGCAUGCAGCGCGAGGUGUACCUCCUGUUCUACGAAAUCGAGCGGGACGGCCUGGGCGAAAUCUACUACGGCAGCAGCAGCAGCGACGACGACGAUGAGGGCUCGUCGGGUCUGCUCCGGGGGUGCCUGCCCUGCGGCCGGGUGAGGGAGCGGCUGCGCGGCGCCGCGGCCGCCCUGAGGCAGCGUCGGAUCUCGUGGUCUUCCGCUCGGGACCAUCGGUAUCGCCAGUUGCAUGAGGCAGCGUGGUCGUAG
This is a messenger RNA of Diaporthe citri, 2154 nucleotides long. RefSeq lists its product as uncharacterized. The transcript has 2 exons. Gene Ontology annotation, biological process: protein deubiquitination. The coding region runs from base 1 to 2154 and encodes 717 amino acids. The record is from RefSeq and is a predicted model, not a curated record. Gene Ontology annotation, cellular component: nucleus; cytosol. Lineage: Eukaryota; Fungi; Ascomycota; Sordariomycetes; Diaporthales; Diaporthaceae. Gene Ontology annotation, molecular function: cysteine-type deubiquitinase activity; cysteine-type endopeptidase activity.